Molecule: messenger RNA, 6863 nt
Organism: Meriones unguiculatus (Mongolian gerbil)
Lineage: Eukaryota; Metazoa; Chordata; Mammalia; Rodentia; Muridae
Gene: Kif26a
Product: kinesin family member 26A
Exons: 16
Coding region: 174-5816 (1880 amino acids)
Biological process (GO): microtubule-based movement
Molecular function (GO): microtubule motor activity; microtubule binding; ATP binding
Source: RefSeq, a predicted model, not a curated record
CGCCCCCGCCCAGCCUGUCCCGGAGCAAGCCGGUCGCGUCUGCAACGCGGUCUCCUCCGCUCGCCAGCGCCGCCAACUUCAGGGCAGUAGGCCUGGCCAUGGGGGUGCCUCCGGGCCGGAUCACGUAGCCGCCGCGCCUCGAGAACCAACGCAGCCCUCCCUGCGUCCGGGCCAUGGUCGGCCGCGGCGCCUCCUUGUGUGCGGUGCAGCCCGCGGUGGCUGAGUGCGGUCCGGCACCAGAGCCCCAGCCGCUGGAGGUAUCCCCGCGCAAGAGGCUGCCCGCCGGGCUGGACCAAGACCCAUGCAGCAGCAGCCGCCCUGCUCCGGAGGGCGCUGGGGCCAGCGCAGAGCAGGGCCACUCGGCCGGCGGGGGCGGUUGGUGCCGCCACUGCCACACAAAGCUCGUGGAACUCAAACGACAGGCGUGGAAGUUGGUCAGCGGGCCCGGGACUCCCCUCCGAGAUCCUUGCCUCUCCACCCUGCUCCUUGACAAGCUCCCAGCGUCUGGGGUUCAGCCGGCGUGCCGCCCUGACGCGGAGAGUCGCUGUGACGUCUGCACCACGCACCUGCACCAGCUCACUCGGGAGGCGCUGCGCCUGUUACAGACCCCCGCCAGCCACGAGGACCCUGAUGCUUCCCGAGGAGGCCUUGUGGCUCCCAGCCUCAGGGACCCCCCUGGGCCGGUGGGCCUCACAGGGAGGCAGCCCCCUGUGGGGCCUGACAGGAGGAAGGCAACAGCGUGGCCACCCGGCCCCAGCGUCCAGGUGUCCGUAGCACCAGCAGGCCUUGGGGGAGCGUUGAGUACUGUCACCAUCCAGGCCCAGCAGUGCCUGGAGGGUGUGUGGAGCCUCUCAAGGGUCAACAGCUUCUUGCCACCCACCUGCCUGGCUGAGGCGGCUGUAGCUGCUGUGGCUGUGGCCGACACCGUCCGAGACUGUCCCCCGACAGCAGGUGCUGAGCGUAUGUCUAAGGCGUGGGGCCGAGGUGCUUGUACUUCAGCCCUGGUUACCCCAGCCCCGGGCACCUCAGCGGGGGGCUCCACAGGCCCAUCUGCGGCAGCCUCUUUCUUUAUAAGGGCUGCCCAGAAGCUCAGCCUGGCCUCCAAGCGCAAGAAGCAUCACCCGCCACCUGCACCCACCACUCGAGGCACGUCCACCUACCCCACGGACUUCAGUGGCACUCUACAGCUGUGGCCGCCCCCGGUGCCCCCCUGCCUGCUCAGGGCUGCCUCCAAGGCCAAGGAAAACCCCAGCAGCUUCGGAAAGGUAAAGGUUAUGCUGCGCAUCUGGCCAGCACAAGGAGUCCAGCGCUCAGCCGAGUCCACAUCCUUCCUGAAGGUGGACCCGCGGAAGAAGCAGGUGACUCUCUAUGACCCCGCUGCUGGGCCUCCAGGCUGUGCAGGCCUCCGGCACAACCCCACAGCACCAGUCCCCAAGAUGUUUGCUUUUGAUGCCAUCUUCCCCCAGGACUCGGAGCAGGCUGAGGUCUGCUCAGGGACUGUGGCUGACGUGCUCCAGUCUGUGGUUGCUGGAGCUGAUGGCUGUAUUUUUUCCUUUGGCCACAUGAGCCUUGGCAAGUCAUAUACCAUGAUCGGGAAGGACAGCUCACCUCAGAGCCUGGGUGUCGUGCCCUGUGCUAUCUCCUGGCUCUUCAGGCUCAUUGAUGAACGCAAGGAGAGGAUGGGCACGCGCUUCUCCAUCCGCGUGUCCGCUGUGGAAGUGUGCGGCCAUGACCAGAGUCUUCGGGACCUGCUCGCCGAGGUGGCUUCAGGCAACCUUCAGGACACCCAGUCCCCGGGCGUGUACCUUCGCGAGGACCCCGUGUGUGGGGCACAGCUCCAGAACCAGAAUGAGCUGCGAGCCCCCACAGCAGAGAGGGCAGCCUUCUACCUGGACGCAGCCCUGGCAGCCCGCAGCACCAGCCGUGCCGGCUGUGGGGAAGACGCCCGGCGUAGCUCCCACAUGCUCUUCACGCUGCACGUAUACCAGUAUCGUGUGGAGAAGUGUGGCCAAGGAGGAAUGUCUGGAGGUCGUAGCCGCCUGCACCUUAUCGACCUGGGCAGCUGUGAGGCAGCCCCGGGCAGAGGUGGGGAAGCUUCGGGAGGACCCCUGUGUCUGUCGCUCUCAGCUCUGGGCAGUGUCAUCCUGGCCCUGGUCAACGGGGCCAAGCAUGUGCCCUACAGGGACCACAGGCUCACCAUGCUGCUUCGGGAGUCCCUGGCUACUGCCAACUGCAGGACCACUAUGAUCGUGCACAUCUCGGACUCACCAGCCCACCACGCAGAGACACUCAGCACUGUGCAGCUGGCCGCCCGCAUCCACCGCCUUCGCAGGAAGAAGGGCAAGUGCGCCUCCAGCUCCUCGGGAGGGGAGAGCUCCUGCGAGGAGGGCCGGGCCCGCCGACCCCCGCACCUUCGGCCCUUCCACCCGCGUCCUGUGGUGCUGGACCCCGACCGCUCGGCUCCUGGCCUGUCUGGCGACCCUGACUACUCCUCCAGCAGUGAGCAGUCCUGCGACACGGUCAUUUAUGUGGGUCCUGGUGGGGCAGCGCUGUCAGACCGUGAGCUCACUGACAACGAGGGCCCGCCUGACUUUGUGCCCAUUAUCCCCUCGCUGAGCCGCCGCAGGCCCUCUGAGGGACCCCGGGACGCCGACCACUUCCGCUGCAGCACAUUUGCGGAGCUGCAGGAGCGGCUGGAAUGCAUAGAUGGUAGCGAGGGAUUCCCUGGCGCCCAGGGUGGCUCUGAUGGAGCCCAAGCCAGCCCCGCCCGGGCAGGCAGGAAACCCUCGCUACCCGAGGCCACAUCCCCCAGGAAGGCUGUGGGUCCCCCAAUGGUCAGCAGUUCCCCUCGAGGCGGCCCUGCACAAGAUACUCACCGGAGCACCUCAGAGUCCUCUAAGACUGGCUCCCAAGGUGAUCAGAGACUAGAUGGGACCCUGCCUGAGCCACCUGCCGCAGACAAGACCUCGGGAGGUGGAGGCAGGAGGCCGUUGCCCAGUCCAGCCCCUCCACCACCUCGGCAGCCAGAAGCUCGGGGUGUCCCCACAGAACCUGGGGGAGAAGGCCCUGACAGUGCGAUGCGGACACCCCCUGUGGGCAGGAGUGGGCAGGUGGCCUCGUCCCCACUGCUCUCGGACACAGCAUAUCCUUGCCCGUCUGCUCGAGGGCGCCAUCUGGAGAGGGGCCUGCUGACCACCACAGUGACCCUGCAGCAGCCCGUGGAGCUGAAUGGCGAAGAUGAGCUGGUGUUCACGGUGGUAGAGGAGCUCCCUCUAGGUGGACUUGCAGGGGCCACCCGGCCCUCCAGUCUGGCCAGCUUGGGCAGCGACUGUUCCCUUCAGGCCUUGGCCUCAGGCUCAAGGCCGGUCAGCAUCAUCAGCAGUAUCAAUGACGAGUUUGACGCCUAUACCUCGCAGGUGUCUGAGGGCCCGGGAGACCCUGGGGAGCUCCCAGAGGGACCGGCAUGGGCUGGCGGCAGUCCAGCCUCAUCCAUCGGCUCCUGGCUGAGUGAUGUCAGCGUCUGCCUGGCUGAAAACCGCAGUCCCACACCACAGCCUCCCUUCGGCCCUGACUCUGCAGCAGGGCCGGGUCCACCGGAGUUUCCUACCCCAAGUGGCUCCCUAGAGGACAGCAAGGUCAGGUCCUCAGAGUGCGGAAGACCAGACAAUCCCGGCUCAGCCCGGAGUGCCCACCCUGGGGAGGCAGUCGUAACUCAGAGCCGACCUGGCAGAGAGCUUUGGGCCGGGUCCCUGAAUGACGCAGCCUCAGUCCAGACCAUCCACUCCAGCCUCCCCCGGAAAACCAGGACUACCUCAACCACCAGCCGUGCUCGCCCCAGCCGGGGUCCUUACAGCCCUGGAGGCCUGUUUGAGGACCCUUGGCUACUCCGGGCAGAGGACUGUGACACACCCCAGAUAGCCACCAUGGGCGGGGCCCCAAGCCCAAGCCCAGGCUCCCCUAGACUGCCUGACACUCAGAUGAUGCUGGCUUGUGCCCAGAGAGUGGUAGAUGGAUGUGAAGUGGCGGCCAGAGUGACGCGGAGGCCAGAGGCUGUGGCUCGGAUCCCACCUCUGCGGAGGGGAGCCACCACGCUGGGAGUGACCACACCCGCUGCAUCCUGUGGGGACCCUUCAGCAGAGGCAGUGGUCCAUUCAGGAAGCCUCAAGACCACCUCCAGCAGUAGGAAGAACGUAUCUCCCAAGGGGGCUUUCUUUCCGAGGCCUAGCGGGGCAGGGCCCCCACCUCCACCUGUGCGCAAGUCUAGCCUGGAGCAGAGCACGGCCCUCGUCCCUACCCAGGCCUUGGGGCUGACCAGGACGGGGGCUACUUCUGCCUUCCGAGGGGAGGAGGAAGCCAGGCCCAGUGGUCGGACUGAUUACUCUGUCCCCAAGGCCACAUCCAGCCUGAAAGCCCGAGCUGGCAAGAUGGAGGUGGCACAGCGUCCCACUGGCCACAUGUCCCUGGAGCGGUGCGAGGGUCUGACACAUGGUAGCAGCAAGUCCAGAGAAGUUCCAGGACGUCCACCGAGGGCUGUGCCCAGGCUGGGUGUACCACCUACCAGUCCCCCACUUGGAUCGGCUUCUGCCUCUAGGAGCAGCCCAGCUAAAAGUGUUGGAGCAGCCAAGCCUCCAGCUGGUGGGCCGAAGGGCCGUAAUCUGGGGGCCAGUACGUCUCGGGCUCUGGGUGCCACAGCGAAGCCACUGGCCCCCAUGGCAGGCAAGACAACCAGUGGGCCCGUGCCAGGACCCCGAACCGCUCCACGGGCUGUGCCUGGCAUUGGGGCCAAGGCGGGCCGGGGUACCAUCAUGGGCACUAAGCAGGCAUUCCGGGCUGCCCAUAGCCGUGUCCACGAAUUGGCAGCCGGUGGGUCUCCUGGUAGAGGUGGCCUCUCCUGGGGCUCCACAGACUCGGACAGUGGCAAUGACAGUGGUGUGAACCUGGCGGAGGAGCGGCAGCCCAUGAGCCCCGCCCUGCCAUCCCCCUACAGCAAGGUGACCGCCCCACGGAGGCCCCAGCGCUACAGCAGCGGCCACGGCAGUGACAACAGCAGCGUGUUGAGUGGGGAGCUCCCCCCUGCCAUGGGCCGCACGGCACUCUUCUAUCACAGCGGUGGCAGCAGUGGCUAUGAGAGCAUGAUCCGAGACAGCGAGGCCACCGGCAGUGCCUCCUCAGCCCCUGACUCCAUGAGUGAGAGCGGAACAGCCUCCCCGGGUGCCCGCUCCCGCAGCCUCAAGUCCCCGAAGAAGAGGGCCACAGGUCUACAGAGGCGGAGGCUGAUCCCGGCCCCUCUACCUGAUGCUGCUGCCUUAGGCCGAAAGCCCAGUCUUCCUGGGCAGUGGGUGGACUUGCCUCCGCCCCUGGCUGGCUCUCUGAAGGAGCCUUUUGAGAUCAAGGUGUAUGAAAUAGAUGAUGUGGAACGCCUGCAGCGGCGCCGUCUGCCUCCGAGGGAGGACGAAGCCAAGCCGUCCCAGGAUAUGGAGAAGGGCCCAGUGUGCAUCAGCUCCAAGCUGCGGCUAGCAGAGCGCAGGCAGCAGCGGCUGCAGGAAGUGCAGGCAAAGCGUGACCACCUCUGCGAGGAGCUGGCUGAGACCCAGGGCCGGCUGAUGGUAGAGCCCGGGCGCUGGCUGGAGCAGUUUGAGGUGGACCCAGAGCUGGAGCCGGAAUCAGCUGAGUAUCUGGCGGCCCUGGAGCAGGCCACGGCGGCCCUGGAGCAGUGUGUUAACCUGUGCAAGGCCCACGUCAUGAUGGUCACCUGCUUCGACAUUGGCGUUGCUGCCACCGCUGCUGUACCUGGGCCGCAAGAGGUGGAUGUGUGAGGCUGAGCACAGGACGUAGGUGGGGUAUGCAGGGCAGGGGGUACAAGGACCGGAUGUGCGAUGGAGUGAGGAUGUGGAGGGGGUUGGCGGGAUGAAGGCACAGGGUCUGUGCAGGACCAGGGGAUCUCAGAGAGGAGACAGAGGGUGGGGUAGGGGAGGGCCAGCCAGCGGGGAGAGAGAGCAUGGAGAUGGAAAGACCGUCACCACCCAGGCAGCCACGCAAGUGCCUUUAACUUUGAGUAGGCCUUUUCUCCUUUUCUAAUUUGGUGCUACGGACUCAAGACAGGACUCAGACACCAGCAGACAGAGUCUCAGCCUAGGUGGCUGUGGCCACUCUGGCCAGGCUAAAGCCAGUUUGUUUGAUUUUUUUGCCUUCCUUACCACUAAGCAGUUCUGUGUAGCAGGGCAGGCCUGUCCCGGGCCAGCUUUCUUUUAGGAUUGGGUUAAUUUUCCUUGCCAGCAGCUUUCUCUUGGCAGUCCACAUGAGUGGACACUGUAGCAGUGUGUCCUCUGAGUGUGGCAGCUAGCCUCCAGUCCCUUCCCUUCCUUGAGGACACCAAAGGCCACAAGCAAGGGCUGGGCCAUGAGCACACAAUGUUUUCUUCCACGGCAGGAAUUCUUACCAAAACCACAAGCAAAAAAACAAAAAACAUUGAGCUAAACCGCCGCUGACAAAGACGGGGUGUGACUUUUUGUAAAAGUUCUGUUAGCUUCAUAUUUUUGUAUCAUUUUGCCUAUAAACAUAGAAUUUGCAGUGGGAAUUUGAAGACAAAUGAUCUAAGUUUUUAUGGUUUUCUACAGGUAUUCCUAGGUCGGGGGCUCUUGGCAGCUGUGGGGGGCAGGCUUUUUCUGGGGGCGGGGGGGUGGUCUGUGGUGUUCUUUUCAGAUGCGGACGAGGGGUGAGCCUGCCAGCCUGUGGUGUGCUGUACACGCAGGUUCAUGCUUUCUGACCGCUGUGUAUUUUAUAGGCGUCCAGACCUUUGUACAAACGUGUAGAUAACAUCCUGCGACUGUUUUUAUUUGUGAAUAAAAGAUGUGUUGAUUGUU